This is a messenger RNA of Histoplasma capsulatum G186AR, 1428 nucleotides long. Its product is annotated as DNA-directed RNA polymerase II polypeptide. The transcript is spliced from 4 exons. The record is from RefSeq and is a predicted model, not a curated record. Gene Ontology annotation, molecular function: DNA binding; protein dimerization activity; DNA-directed RNA polymerase activity. Gene Ontology annotation, cellular component: RNA polymerase II, core complex. NCBI's taxonomy places the organism in Eukaryota, Fungi, Ascomycota, Eurotiomycetes, Onygenales, Ajellomycetaceae. The coding region runs from base 1 to 1428 and encodes 475 amino acids. Gene Ontology annotation, biological process: DNA-templated transcription.
AUGGACUAUGAUGAAAUGGACAUUGAGCCCCAGGGGCCUCAAGUCACAGUCAGAGAGGCUGAACCACAUCGUGUUGACUUCCGUCUCAGCUCCGUCGACCUCGCCUUCGCCAACUCCCUCCGCCGCACCCUCCUCGCCGAAAUCCCCACCGUCGCCAUCGACGUCGUCGAAAUCGAAUCCAAUACCUCCGUUCUCCCCGAUGAAUUCAUCUCUCACCGCCUCGGCCUCAUCCCGCUCAACUCCAAAAAUUGCGACGCCGACAUGGAAUACUCGCGCGACUGCGACUGCGAGGGCGGCUGUGCGCGCUGCGUCGUCACCCUGCAACUGCAAGCGCGCUGCACGGGCGAGGAUAUUAUGAAAGUGUACGCGCGCGAUCUGGUGGUCGUCGGGGAUCGGGCGAAUGAGUGGGUGGGCAACCCGGUUAUCAUGGAUGCGGAAGGAAAAGGUCCUGUGAUUUGCAAGUUGCGCAGGGGCCAGGAGAUUAAAAUGACGUGUAUUGCGAAGAAGGGGAUUGCGAAGGAGCAUGCGAAGUGGGCGCCGACUGCGGCGGUGGGGUUUGAGUAUGAUCCGCAUAACAAUUUAAAGCAUGUGGAUUAUUGGUAUGAAGAGGAUCCGAUUAAGGAAUGGCCCAUCUCUGCAAACGCAGAAUGGGAAACCCCGGCCCAACCUGACAUGCCCUUCGACUAUGACGCGCAGCCCUCCACCUUUUACAUCGAUGUCGAAAGCAUCGGCAACCUUGAACCAGACGCCAUCGUCCAACAGGGUAUCACUGUCCUCCAACGCAAGCUCGCAGAGAUCAUUUCUGCCCUAACCGGCGCGGGAGAUACGGAUCGCAACGGCGCUACGAUGAACGGCAUCGGUGAGGAUGGUGGCCGUAGCCCCGACGCUUACGAGCCACCUGAGGGAAUGGAUGGUGGCUACACAGCUUAUGCGGCUAAUGGUGUUGGCGGGGCUGCUGGAGGUGGGAGUGUUUGGGGUGGUGCGGGCGGCGCGACGCCGUAUGGGGCAACACCCUAUUUCGAGAUAAGACGAGUGGGAUUGAUAUACGAUUACCCCUUGUUAUUUGACUGGUGUUGGCGUGCGAAUGCACAAUUGGGGAUGCCCUUUGACUGGAAGGACUUCAGAAAACUUCAAAAUUUCAGGAAAGUGGGCCUCAGGAUCUGCGUGACAAGAGAAGCGAACAGAGUGACACCAUCAAGAAAGAAAAAUGGACACGGUAGCAAACUGACUGGAAGGGAGGUGUUGGGGACGCCGGAUCGCGUCUGUCUUGAACGGUGUCUGGCUCUACGAAAAGCGAAUCUUCUACUACCAGAGGAAAAGGAAAAAGGAGGAACUGAAUACCAGCAUCUUAAGGUGAUGAGGGGGUAUAAAGGUUCGAAUUUGGCUCCUCGCUGUGGAUGGAUGAAUGGAUGGAUGGACGGGGCAUGA